UUCACGAGUAGUCGACCACUAGUACUAUUUAAGGAAGAUUGCUACAUAGAGUCAUCCUGUUUCGAUGGUUUCCAAUAUGUUGACUCUAAAAUCUGUAUAGUGGGUGCCCCGGUCUAUUUUUCAAACAACCUUGGUUAUCUCUCACCGCGAAUGCUAAAUCUCUGGGGUGGAAAUGCCUUAAAAGACAUUGACUUUGUAGCCAUCAAGGUUUCUGUUUUAUAAAUCGGUCUCCGUAGCCUAGGUAGAUGCUAGUGGUUUCCGAGUGUUCCUAUUGACAAAACUUACGUGCCGAUGAAUUGUUCAUCCCCACUAAUCAAGGCAUUCAUGAAUACGCAGGAACAACCCAGGUUCCACGGUUUGUACUGAAACUGUGAUAGUGUGGUAUCCUUGUCGGACGCUGUGUCGCUCUGCUGUCCUCUGUCAUGAUUGCUCCAAGUCAGAUCAGACUGUGAGUGAACCGAACUGCUCGAAGCAAAGAAGCAACGGGGCCCAGCAUCCACCGAGAACAAAGUUUCACCACCAACUGCAAGUGUGGCUCCUAUUCAACGGCAUCCACAUCAACACUUACCUGUACAUGUAGGUCUACAUUGAAAGCCACAAACCAAAGCUCUCAUAAUUUUGGCACAUCAACAACCACAACCACAACACAACCGAAUCGAAUCUUCAAUCUAUCCAUACCGUACAGUACUGCACCGUAGUAACAACAGUCAAUCUAUCGUGCGAACCAUCACACACAAACUCCGUCAUUUGUAAGCAAUCCAUGAUUUUCACCAUUCACUCCGCUAUGGACCCCACCUACCAGUCUUCUGACGGCGAGAGCGGUUCUGCCAAGAAGGCCUCUAACAGCGCCGCCUACGAGAUGAUUCCCUUGGACGACGACUUUGAACCGACUUCUAUCGACGUCAUCUGCGCUCGUGGCAAGGAGGCGUACAACCAUCCUGGAAACAUUCGCUUUCGAGCUCUAGUAGCGGAUCAACUGCACAACUACAAGACAUCGACCUCCAAGAUGGCCAAGUCGCAGAUUGUCAGGGACAUCAUUGAGUCCGUGCGAAGAGCCAGUCCCAGAGGAGGCUUUGUCAAGAAGGUCAAUGGCAAGUGGUUCGAUGUGGGAGAACGAGCCAGAAGAGAAAAGACGGGACAGCAGAUUCGUGACCUGCUCCACGAGUCCUACAAGUCAAGCACCAAGUCCAAGGCGUUGACACGCAAGCAACUGCGCAAGUCUCUGUCGACCAACACUACUGUUGUCAAGGACUUUCACACUGGGGCAUUCAAGGGGGCCUUCCAGACCACACCUGCCCGAUCCUCGGCAUUCGCUAACAGACGGAGUGGUCUGCCACCCAAGAUGGUCAGUCUCGAUUCACAGUCCAGCGAAGCCGUGGCACUACAGAACGAGUUUAGACAUAGACGGUCUACUAGUAACAAUAAUGCCGACCGCGACUACUGUUCCAUCCCCAUGCCGCAACUCAGACGGUUGAGUGAACCCAACAACAACCACAACAACAACCACAACCUGAACCUGGUCGGCAAUGCGGAAGAGCUAAAUGAAGGCAUCAUUGGUGGUGGUAUGGGUAUGGGCGCAGCAACAAGCGGCUUGAGUAUGAGCAUGAGCAUGAGUUCGGGCUUAUCCAUGGGAAUGGGAGCCAUGGAGCCUCCAUCGGGAAUUGCCAUGCCUUCGUCGGGAAUGGGCAUGAACAGUGUCAGUUCCAUGGGCAGUUCUGGAAACAUCAUGGGUGGCAGCAACACCAUGGGAAUGGGCUCCAUGGGAGCAAUGAACUCCAUGGGCAUGGCCUCCAACUCCAGUAUGAACUUGAACAACUCUAGCAUGAACAGCAUGAUUGGCAACAUGAGCCAGUCGUCAUCAUCCAUGUCCUCUUGGGAGAUGAAUCGUCACCAACAGACACUCUUGCAGCAGCAAGAACAGCUGAUGCAACUACAACGGGAGCAGCAGCGCCUUCAGGAGCAACAACGGCAACUGACCGAAAUGAUGCAACGGCGAUCUGUGCCCAUCCCACCUUCCGUUAUUCCUCAGGACUCUGGAGCUUUCUCUUCUCAGUCUUCGUUCAUGAACACCAACUAUGGAUCCAACAGCAUGUCAUUGUCAUCACCGGCACACUUUGAUAUGAACCAUAGUAGUAGUGAUGACAUGCCACCUCUUCGGGGCGCAUCACAAGGCAACAUGAGCAGGAGGAGUCGCGCUGCCAUGUCCUCGCAUUCCUUUCCUCCACGAAACUCCAGGCCCCAAGUCUCCGGAAUGGCCGACGCGUACCAAAGAGGCAACCGCAUGGACCGACUCACUACAGCCGCCACCGCUGUGGAGGGCUUUGAUCCCCUGCCGGUGGAUGUGGACAAUGGCAUCUUCGUGCAGCAAAACCCUGCUGCCAACCAGGACAACUCGAACUCGGAAGUCUCCUUUGAAGAAGCCAUUGACAACAUUUGCCAUGUGGAUGAACAAUCAAGGAGGAAAAAGUCGUACCGAUUCUCUUCUUCCAAGCGUGAAGCUUGAAGUGCGAGCUUUUAAAGCCGCGAUACUCUACUACCAGGAAACACCUUUUUCCGAUCCAAAAAGAGUCAUAUAAUAACAGAUACAAUACCUUUAUAAGAAUCAAAAUCAUAACAUCAUAGCCCAAUCAUAGGUGAAUCAGGAUCACUCUGACAGACCCUUGUUACGAACUGUGUGGAAUUGUGGCUUCGCUGGUUUCUUUCCUUGGCCAGCAGCGUUGAUUCUCGAUGGUACCGGUACCAGGUACCAUACCAGGACCAGGACCAGUAUUUCUUAGUAAAAGAAGCAGAGCAAUGAGGCUCACAUUUGUUCGGCUGUCUUGGCACAGACUGGUUGCCUCUGUAGAUAGUCUUAGGGUUGAGGAGCAGCAGCAGUCACGCUGCUCAUCCUCGCACUUGCUCUGAUCGACAGCUAGACUAGAGGACUAGUUGGAAGGAUAACCAUGCCUGGUCCCUGGUGGUCAGUGGUGGAUCUGUGCAGUGUCUGCCUGUUUGGGAUCCAGCAUUUAGGUGUGGCUAAUUUACCCACUUCUGUUCCAAAUCCAAAUCCCGCUAUCAAUGCACCAGCACGUACAUCCAUGGAUUCUACACACUCUCUGUGCUUAGCCAUAAAUAGAAACUAGGGAGCCAACCACUGCCCUGCAUGUCCAUGCCAUCUACAGCGCGGAAGCUGAGGCGGUUUCCUUCGUCAGAAACACCAAGUACAUGUAGCUACGGGCCAUUGUUGGAGCUAUCGUGGGUAUGAGUGAGUGCCUUCUCAUGCGGUACUAGUACCUGUCGCCAUCCUUCCAUUCUAAGCACUGGGCAACGGCCUAGCUAGGAAGUAGGCGGCUUCAAGUGAUUUUCUUCUUUUCCGCAAGUCUCAGUCCUCCUCCACUCCCAGCUCCCAAGUUUAUCUGAAAGCUUUUCAGAGCCCGUUACUGUUUUAGCGGUUCGGCAGGUUGUGACUUAGUUCAGUCACUUUUUGCAAAAUCGUAUGAAAGCUUUUCAUCAUUUAAU
Seminavis robusta is the source of this 3498-nucleotide messenger RNA. The record is from the annotation of a GenBank genome assembly. NCBI's taxonomy places the organism in Eukaryota, Bacillariophyta, Bacillariophyceae, Naviculales, Naviculaceae.